UUUUCAUCCACGCAGAUGCUGCUCACUUGGACUCUCAGCCUUCUCCUGCUGGCCACAGUUAGAGGAAAAGAGAUCUGCUAUGGACAUCUUGGAUGUUUUUCUGAUGAAAAACCAUGGGCAGAAAUCCUUCAGCGACCUUUGAAGUUAUUUCCCUGGGCCCCCAAGGACAUCGAUACCCGCUUUCUUCUGUACACAAAUGAAAAUCCAAACAACUUCCAACUAAUCACUGCCACCGACCCAGAUACCAUUGAAGCUUCAAACUUCCAACUGGACCGCAAGACACGCUUCAUCAUCCAUGGCUUCAUAGACAAGGGGGAGGAGAACUGGCUGUCAGACAUGUGCAAGAAAAUGUUUAAAGUGGAGCAGGUGAACUGUGUCUGUGUGGACUGGAGGCGCGGGGCCCGAACAACAUACACUCAAGCCGUGCACAACAUCCGGGUCGUCGGGGCAGAGAUCGCUUUCUUAAUACAAGUGCUGUCGACCCAGCGGGGGUUCAGCCCCGAAGACGUGCACCUCAUCGGCCACAGCCUGGGCGCGCACGCGGCCGCGGAGGCGGGCAGGAGGCUGGAGGGCCGCGUGGGCAGGAUCACAGGGCUGGAUCCGGCAGAGCCAUGCUUCCAGGGCACACCCGAGGAGGUUCGGCUGGACCCAUCCGAUGCCAUGUUUGUGGAUGUGAUUCACACAGAUUCUGCUUCCAUAGUCCCUUACCUAGGUUUUGGAAUGAGCCAAAAGGUGGGCCAUCUGGAUUUCUUUCCAAAUGGAGGCGAGCAAAUGCCUGGAUGUCAGAAAAAUAUCCUUUCAACCAUCAUUGAUAUAAGUGGAAUAUGGGAAGGAACCCGUGACUUUGUAGCUUGCAAUCAUCUUCGAAGCUACAAGUAUUAUUCAAGCAGUAUCAUCAGCCCUGAUGGCUUCCUAGGCUAUGCCUGUGCCUCCUACCAUGAGUUUCAAGAGAAUGGCUGUUUUCCUUGUCCAGCUGAAGGAUGCCCCAAAAUGGGGCACUAUGCUGAUCAAUUUAAGGGGAAAACCAGCGCUGUGGGACAAACCUUUUUCCUGAACACAGGAGAGAGUGGUAACUUUACUCGUUGGAGAUAUCAGGUAUCAGUCACACUGUCUGGAAAAAAGAAAGUGAGUGGGUACAUAAGAAUUGCUUUGUAUGGAAGUAAUGGAAACUCAAAGCAAUAUGAGAUUUUCAAAGGAUCCCUCAAACCAAAUGCAAGUCACAUGCAUGAUAUUGAUGUGGAUCUCAAUGUUGGAAAAAUCCAGAAGGUUAAGUUCCUCUGGAACAACCAUGUGAUAAAUCUCCUCCGGCCCAAACUGGGGGCUUCCCAAAUCACAGUGCAAAGUGGUGAAGAUGGAACUGAGUAUAAUUUUUGUAGCAGUGACACGGUGCGGGAAGACGUUUUACAAACUCUUUACCCUUGUUAAAAAACAUGGUGUGGCUCCUGUCUCUUUGUGGUAAUAAAUUUUUGAAUGCACUUGG
Carlito syrichta (Philippine tarsier) is the source of this 1480-nucleotide messenger RNA. It is a transcript of the gene PNLIPRP2, whose product is annotated as pancreatic lipase related protein 2. NCBI's taxonomy places the organism in Eukaryota, Metazoa, Chordata, Mammalia, Primates, Tarsiidae. Bases 16 to 1425 code for a protein of 469 amino acids. Gene Ontology annotation, biological process: phospholipid catabolic process. The transcript is spliced from 12 exons. The record is from RefSeq and is a predicted model, not a curated record. Gene Ontology annotation, molecular function: galactolipase activity; glycerophospholipase activity; triacylglycerol lipase activity.